CAACUCUAGGUGGCAGAAUGCACAUUUUGAGCAGACGUUUAUCAGAAAUUGAACCCGUAGAAGAAGGCGAUGAAAAUGGCGGCUCCUGGCAAACAGUAUGGAUUGAUAUUUCCUUCAAAGGCCAAAGCAGCUACCCUGCAGAGGCCCUCUGUGUUUGACGAUGACUCGGAUGAGGAGGUAUGAGCAGUGGUCAGGUAUCAGUCGGGGAAAGUUUGCAGAAGGAAGCGGUGAAGAAGAAGAUGAUGAAGCAGACCCGCCUGGAAAUGCAGAAGGCAUUGGAGCAGGACAGCACCGUGUACGAGUAUGACAGUGUUUAUGAUGACAUCCAGAAGAAGAAGGAGGAGAGCGGCAAGCAGCUGCUGAGCGCCGAAAACAAGAAGCCCAAGUACAUCGCUCAGCUAAUGCAUGCGGUAGAGGAGAGGAAGAAAGAACAGGAGCGGAGGGAUGAGAGGAAGAUACAGAAAGAGAGAGAGAUGGAGGGAGAGGAGUUCAAGGACAAAGAGGCCUUUGUGACCUCGGCCUACAGACAGAAGCUUCUGGAAAGACAAGAGGAGGAGGAGAGGCUGAAGCGAGAGGCGGCUGCGGAAGCUGCAAUGGAUGUGAAGAAGCAGAAGGAUCUGAGUGGGUUCUACAGACACCUGCUGAGACAGACAGUGGGAGAGGACAGACCAGCGGAGCCAUCCAGAGCCGGAGAGCCAGCCGCUGAGGGCGCACGGACGUCCCCCGGGGCGUCGCCGCCCGCCCACGACGCAGACGCAGACACGCCCUCUCACGGCGACGGUAGGCUGGAGUCGGAUCGGCAGCCGGCGUCCCGGAGCUCCCACUCCAAACGGCAGUACAGACACCACUCCCCCUCCUCAGACGAGGAGGAGCAGGAGGCGCAGGAGAGCGGGGACCGAGAGAGGAGCCGCAAGGACAAAGGAGAGGAAGGUGGACACCGCGGACGGAAAGAUGAGAAAGAACGGAGGCCGGAGGAGUAUGAGGAGGACCGGAACAGAGGGAGGUGGAAGAGAGAGGAGAGGCAUGGACAGAAGGACAGGAGAGAAGAGGAGAAACAGAGAGAGAGGAACCAAGGGAGGGAGAGAGAUGGAGAGAGAGACCGGCAUAGAGAGAGAGACCGGGAGAGGGACCGUGAGAGAGACAGAGACAGAGGGAGGGAUAGAGACAGAGACAGAAAUAAUGACAGAAACAGAGACCAUGAGAGAGACAGAGAGAGGGAUAGAGACAGAGACCAUGAGAGAGAUGGAGACAGAGAGAGGGAGAGAGACAGAAAUAAUGACAGAGACAAGGACAGAGAUGCGGAGAAAGAACGGAGGGGAAGAGAGAAAGAUGGAAAAAGAGACCGAGAGAGGGAGAAGGGGAAGGAGGAGGAGAGACAGGAGGACAGGAUAGCGGAGGCUGAAGAGCAGCCGGAGGCUGAAGAGCAGCCGGGGGCUGAAGAGCAGCCGGGGGCUGAAGAGCAGCCGGGGGCUGGGGAGCAGCCGGGGGCUGGGGAGCAGAGCCAGGCCGGCGCUGAGGACGGUCCGGCCACUGAGCCCAGCAAGUUCGCCAAGCGCAGCAGCGACGAGACCGUGCGCUCGGCCAGAGAGCGCUUCCUGUCCCGGCAAAUCGCCCGCUCUGCGGCCAAGACCUACAUCGAGAAGGAGGAGGACUGAUUUGUGCCCUUACCCGCACAAACUUUAACACUCGCACCAGUGGGGUUUGCAGUACUGUACAUACACUGUGCAUGUACUGUACAUUUCUUUACGAACGUUUCUUACACGUGGGUACAUCUCCAAUAAUGCGUUGGUUUGAUCUCAUGGAAUAAUAUAAAAUAAAGUUGGGGAUUCUAACUUCCUUGUAUGUGCAUCUGUGUUAAAAAUGCAUUUUUAAGCUAACUUGAGAAGACAGGGCUCAUCCUGUUAAAGCACUGUUCCAGUGUGUGUUUGGGCUGUGUGGUCUGGUGUCUGUUAAGGCACUGUUCUAGUGUGUGGAUGAAACCCCACAGUCUAGUGUCUGUGUUAGGCACUGUUGUAGUCCAUGGAUGGGCCCUAUGACCUUGUAUUGAAUCAGGACCAUACCAGUGCCCACUGGCCAGCAGCACCGCAAGCCGACAGUUAGCUCUAGCAUUGCCCCGUGAAUGGAGGUCUUCAGCUGCUGUCUCAUUGGAUACCAGUGGCUGUGGGGUUUUCCUCGCCUUGGAUACUGAUGCUGUGGGGUUCUACUCUCCUUGGAUACCAAUGGAUGUGGGGUUCUCUUCUUGGGGACCGAAGGCUAUGGGGUUUUCCUCCUUGGACAACAAAGGCUAUGGGGUUCUCACGGAUACUGAUGGCUCAGAGGCUUCCCUUCAUUUGUAAACAUUGGUGUGUACCAGUUGUCUUUGUCAAAGACACAGGAAUAUCUGUGGCUACCAUUUUGUUCAUUAGGGGUUAAACAAACUUUUAGUUGUAUCCCUCAUAGCAGUAAAAUAAAUUCUGAUUAGUGCAGCCCUGUUCCUCGACCAUUUGCUGUCUGCUGUACACUGGCUCUGUCCCUGUCCUCAACUAUAUUAUCAGUAACAUGACUUGGUGUGUAAGCAUCAUGCAAGAAGUGCGUCUUUUCAUCCAGUAAUAUUUUAACUAGGUGUGUGACUUCUAAUGUUAACAAAAAUGCUGAAGGAAAAUCUCUGAACAAUUUUUCUUUUUAAAGCAGUAACAUUAAAAUAAUUUAUGAACAUU
Messenger RNA from Anguilla anguilla (European eel), 2696 nucleotides. RefSeq names its product nuclear speckle splicing regulatory protein 1 (gene nsrp1). The transcript has 7 exons. The coding region runs from base 180 to 1655 and encodes 491 amino acids. Gene Ontology annotation, biological process: regulation of alternative mRNA splicing, via spliceosome. NCBI's taxonomy places the organism in Eukaryota, Metazoa, Chordata, Actinopteri, Anguilliformes, Anguillidae. The record is from RefSeq and is a predicted model, not a curated record.